Phaeodactylum tricornutum CCAP 1055/1 is the source of this 501-nucleotide messenger RNA. RefSeq lists its product with no specific name. Lineage: Eukaryota; Bacillariophyta; Bacillariophyceae; Surirellales; Neidiaceae. Bases 1 to 501 code for a protein of 166 amino acids. The transcript has a single exon. The record is from RefSeq and is a predicted model, not a curated record.
AUGAGAACGCGAACAAUCGUCAAUGACAAGCGUGCAGCGCCCGCCGUUCCCGACCAACCUCAACGAUCUCAUUGGACCGAGUCGGGGAAUGAACCCCAACGGGACGACUUGUUGGAUACCGCCAUUCUCUACCGUUCGCUUACGCAACAAGAUCCUUGUCUUUGCCGAGUCUCUCUGCGUCAAUUAGUAAACGAAUGGCACGGAGGUAGUUAUAACGCUGGAGUGGGACACUGCCCUGUGUGUGAUAUGCCCGUUCAGCUUGUGGAAGACGCGGCAAAAAAGGAGCCCAAGGUUGUGUUCAAGUACGGAAAACAAAUGUAUCGAUUGUCUGUAUCAUCACAAAUUAUCAAAUAUUCGUCGUGGAAGGUUUGGACUUCAGAUGCAAAGCAAAAUAAGCCUUUUGCGCAAGAACGAAUUGCAGAUGCGCUUGGGAUGUCUCUGGAUGAAGGAAUCAAGGUAAAUCGGCUUCACUCGGCGCCCUACCUUAUCAGUCAAAACUAA